This is a messenger RNA of Danio rerio (zebrafish), 1737 nucleotides long. It is a transcript of the gene gpr132b, whose product is annotated as G protein-coupled receptor 132b. Gene Ontology annotation, biological process: G protein-coupled receptor signaling pathway; signal transduction. NCBI's taxonomy places the organism in Eukaryota, Metazoa, Chordata, Actinopteri, Cypriniformes, Danionidae. Gene Ontology annotation, cellular component: membrane; plasma membrane. Gene Ontology annotation, molecular function: G protein-coupled receptor activity. The record is from RefSeq and is marked validated.
ACCUUUAUCUGACAGCAUGUCUGCGGCUGAGCAUCAUCAUACACUAUUCGGAGUCCCCUCGCCUCUUUACGCACAAACACGUUCAAAUCUUUCCAGGUAAUAAAGGGCCACUUUGCGUCACAGCGGUUAUCACUUUUUAAAUUCAUUCAGAACACACGUUCAUCUCUGUAAAAGAAGAAGUGCGAGGAUCACGUGGUGGUGUUUGGAUAAGUGUGUGCGCUCGUACUCCACGUUGCCCAUCAUGAUCGUCAUCAAAAGAACACACGCGCUGCGCUGAAGAGCCGUCAUUAGCUCCACUCUGCUGUAAUUUCACUGAAUAUGGAUGGUUAGUGGACGUGUUCUCACAACAUUUAGAGAUAUGAUGCAUGCAACCACUGUUGCACAAAGCAUCAUGACCAGCAUGAACCAGAGUAGUCGGGCGUCCUGUGAAAUAUCCCAUGAGGCGGACCGCAUCCCGCUGAUGGUGCUCUACAUUGUGGUUUUUAUCAUUGGUCUGCCUGCCAACUUGGCCACCGUCUAUCUCACCCUCCACCAGGUGUGUCGUAAGAACGUCCUCGGGAUCUACCUGCUCAGCCUGUCCAUAUGCGACCUCACGUACCUCUUCACGCUGCCUAUGUGGACCGUUUAUGUAAGCCGAAACCAUGAGUGGCCAUGGUCCUCAUUGGCCUGCAAAAUAACAGGCUUUGUGUUCUUCAACAACAUGUACAUCAGCAUCUUUCUGCUCUGCUGCGUGUCCAUCGACCGCUACGUGGCGGUGGUCUACGCGAUAGAGUCUCGUGGUCUUCGGCAGAAACGUAUCGCGGCUUUUGUGUCGUUUUUGAUCUUCAUAGUGGUGGGCUUGGGUCACUCGCCUGUCUUCAUCAUGCGAGAAGGUCAAGUAGAAGAAGGGAGUCACCGCUGUUUUGAGCCAAGCCAGAGCACAACGUUGGUUACGGGGUUUAACUAUGCCAGAGUUUGCAUUGGAUUUUGUAUCCCGUUGGCCAUCUUGAUCUUCACCAACAGGGCCAUUCUUGCCAACGUUCAGGCCAGUACGGGCCUCCAACCCCAUCAGAAAGUCAAAGUGCGCUAUUUGGCUGUGGCGGUGGUGGCGUUGUUUUUGAUCUGUUUUGCUCCUUAUCACAUUAUCUUGCUAAUGCGUGCCGUCAUCUUCCACUUCCCCAAUCUUCAAGGCAAGUGUCACUUCGAACAGCACAUCUACACACCCUACAAAAUCUCAUUGGGACUGUCAACGUUCAACAGCGCCAUCAACCCCAUUCUCUACGUGCUCUCCAGCAACAACAUUCGUCAGGAGAUCAGACGAGGCAUAACGUCAGUGUGUGACAGAGUCCUCUCGAGUCAGCGCUCGACACACAGCAGCCAGCACAACAUGCACAGCUCCAGAAGCAAUUCAGAGCCCUUCCCGAUCAAGGGCGGUCAGAUGAGGACGGUUUGUCCGACAGCAUGAUCAAAUGGUAGAGUUGAACUUUUGGAUUGUUUGCUUGGUGUGACAGGGAGGACCAUCCUUGCAACGUUCAGGACAGUCAAUGUUGAGGAACGUUUCUUUUGAACAAUCUUGCAUUACUUGUUACAAAGUUGCUAAAAGUGGUACUAAAAUAGUGUGUUGCGUUACUUUUGCAUUACUUUUUCAUCUGCGCUAGCUUGCUUGUUAAUAAUGUUGUAACGAUACUUGCAUAUGGAAAGAAAAUUGAAAGCCCUUAUACACCAAACAUUGAUUAAACUAAGGCCCAAGGAAAUAUA